Molecule: messenger RNA, 486 nt
Organism: Puma concolor (puma)
Lineage: Eukaryota; Metazoa; Chordata; Mammalia; Carnivora; Felidae
Gene: THY1
Product: Thy-1 cell surface antigen
Biological process (GO): cell adhesion; integrin-mediated signaling pathway; regulation of cell migration
Cellular component (GO): dendrite; myelin sheath; focal adhesion
Molecular function (GO): GTPase activator activity; integrin binding
Source: RefSeq, a predicted model, not a curated record
AUGAACCCCACCAUCGGCAUCGCUGUUUUGCUGACAGUCUUGCAGGUAGCCCGUGGGCAGAAGGUGACCAGCCUGACAGCCUGCCUGGUGGACCAGAGCCUCCGUCUGGACUGCCGCCACGAGAACUCCACCACCUCCCCCAUCCAGUAUGAGUUCAGCAUAACCCGUGAGAAGAAGAAGCACGUGAUCUUUGGCACUAUGGGGGUGCCUGAGCACUCAUACCGCUCCCGAACCAACUUCACCAGCAAGUACAACAUCAAGGUCCUCUACUUAUCCGGCUUCACCACCAAGGACGAGGGGAUGUACACAUGUGAACUCCAGCUCUCUGGCCAGUCUACCACCAGCUCCAGCAAGAAUGUCUCUGUGCUCAGAGACAAACUGGUCAAGUGUGAGGGCAUAAGCCUGCUGGCCCAGAACACCUCGUGGCUCUUGCUGCUUCUGCUCUCCCUGCCUCUCCUCCAGGCCAUGGACUUCAUCUCCCUGUGA